AUGGCCCUCGGUGAUAAAGAGCAUAAUGAUGCAACAAGUGAGCAAGUCGAUGAUGCGGCAAGCAUGGAGUUUAGUCCUUCCAAUUUGGGUGAAGAUUCUAUUUUCACGGAGAUGCCAGGAUCGUUCUCCAAUUAUGCACAUUCUUCUUCACACCGUCGAAAGCCCUCCCUGGAAGCGUCGUCUCGCGGACGACCUACCCCCGCAUCCCCACAAACAUCUCGGCCUCCAGCGCAGCCCACGACAACAGGCGUGGCUUCGAUUAUUGUCGAUGUCGGCUCCGUAGUCGGUCAUAUGGACAUUUCCACUGGCCGCAUCAUGGCCGCUAUGUUUGCUAGGGCAACACAAGCUCUGACCGGGGAACAGUCCUCAAGCGAAGGAACUGUGAAAUCGAAGUCCACGGAAACUUUGGAAUCAUCUCCCAUGAGUUUUGAAGUUUCCGUGCAGAGCAUUGCUCUAUCGUGGCUGGAGCACGUGUUGGCGGAAUCUACGCAGGAAGGGCCGCUUUCAGAGCACCAACUGGAACUUCAACCUUCGGAUGCAAUAUUGAGAGCCAAUUUCUCGGCUAUACACCUCACCAGUGGCAAGUCUUCCGGUAUUUUGCGAACUCAACUUCAUAUUGGCAAGUUCACAUUAGCAUCUUUGGAUCAAGACAUCAUUUCCUUCCACAGCUCACGGCCGAAAUCCAGACGGUCGGCCAAUGUCCCGCUAGAACAACCCAAUCACGAUAUAGAACUGAAGUACGAGCAGGGGCAAGACGAUCGUAUCACCAUCGUCACCCGUCCCCUCAACAUUUUGUUUGACAUCCAGAAACUGGACGACGCGUUGGGCUCCUUUGGUGGGUUCAGCGGCGUAUUAGAGUUGAGCAACUCCAUCAACUCUAGUAGCGCAGUCGCAAGUCCUGUCAUAUGUCCAGCCCGUUCUCGGCCUCGCGGUGUACAUUUUGGUGAUGGUCUACCUCCCCCUGUCAAAGAAUCACCACCCAAGAAGUCUCCGAAGAUCGACGUAAAACUCGGUGAGGUAUCUUUGGCCCUCAGGGGGAAGUCAUGUUCCAUGCAACUUCACACGACGACGGUACGCAUUGCUGUACGGCAAAGCAAUGUGCGCCUCAAAGUUUCCGAGACACAGCUGACUGGCCCUUACACCGAGGUCGCCCCCAAGACUGUACCUUUCUUUGGAGAAUUGAAAGGCACUGAAAUCAACUUUCUCUUCGCUCCUGGCGAGCAGGAUCUCACCAGGCUAAUAUCCUUAAUCACGCCAUCAAAGAACCCGUACGAGAACAACGACGACAUCCUCAUCGAAACCUUGCUACGUCAGCGAAAGAAAGGUUCCGUACUCCGAGUUGAAAUCGCUGAAAUCGGUGUUCAUGUUUCAGAUCUUGAACACAUGAAAGCCUUUGAGGCUCUGGGGACAGAGCUGGCUCGAUUAUCCAAGGUCACCAAAUACUUGCCAGAUGAUGAUCGACCUGGUCUUCUAAGCCUCGCAUCGGUGAAACGGCUGGAUGCUCGCGUCACUGUGAAUGAGAAACUUGGAGAUGUCUCAGUCAUCUUGCAGGAAUCGGCAUUAGCACACGUCGGAGUUCCUGCUUUGCUUGCUGUCGAAGUAAGCAAAGCGACUGUUCGGCGCAACGAAGAAGUAUUGGUCCAUGAAGUUGUGGAGCUAGACCCAUCGGACGAACUACCCGUCAUCAUGCUGAGGAUGGUGGGCGAUGAGAUGGACCCCAUGGUGAAAGUCAAGUUAUUCAACCUAUGCGUUGAAUACCGAGUCAGCACGAUUAUGGCAGCGCUGGGGAUUGCUGAGGAUGGCACGGUAGACGAUCUGGCUAUAGGCCUGGCCUCAAGCGUCGCAACCGUCACAGGCGCAUCCUCUCCUAAAACCAUCAGCCGACAAUCUUCCCAGGCGAGUUCGCCAGUCACAGCAGUCUCUCAGCCGCUUCAGGUCGAUCUUUUACUGAGGGAUUGCGCAAUUGGUCUCAAUCCUCGGAAAUCACUCUCGAAGGGUCUCUUCGUCCUCACGGAAGCGCAUGUUACGGGUAAGCAAGCAAGAAACGACUACUCUGUCACGGUCGACCUCCGCAAGGCUUCGAUGCAUGCUAUAGAUGACAUAGCGCGCCUAGUAGAAGACCACGGACCUGUCUCGACCAUACCCUCUGCCAACGGCCAAUUAAAUGGGCUGAAAAGCUUGGGCUAUGUGUCUUUGAGUUCGAUUUCGGCCGCAAAGAUAUUUGUCAAUAUUGGAGGUGAUGGACGGGAACACCCACAGCUCGUGGACGUGGAGUUCCAAAAUGAGCUGUUUGUUAUCGAGUCAUGCGCAGAUUCUACACAGACGCUCAUGACAAUUCUGAGCGGUCUACAGCCCCCGACGCCACCAUCAACCGCAGAGCGAUAUCGUACGAUGGUACCGCUACAGCAAAUGAUGAAGUCAUUCACUGGCGAUGAACUUUUGCAAGAUGAAGAAGCCGAGGCCGAUGACUUCAUGAGCAAUGCUGACUUGAUGGAAGAUGAUCUGUCAAAGAGUCUUACUUUCGUUGGGGGACUCUACAAUUCACAACCCUUACCGACUGAUGAGGAAAUGGGUGACAGCCUGUUGGCAGAAGACGAUCUCAGCGCUUUGGCCACACCGCCUAUAACUCGCCAACGUGGCGAUCGAGCUCUCCUUGAGAGCUUCCAGGAGAAGCACGAAGUCACUCAAGGAGAAGAAGCGUUUGAUUUUGACGGCGACUACUUCGGAGGGUCAAAUAUCGAACCAAAGGGUAAAGCCCGUAAAUGGGAUUCUGCCAAGAACCAAUAUCAUCCAUCCAAUGAGUUCAAGGUUACAGGCGCUCCACUAAAGGUACGCGUCCGCGACGUCAACGUAAUCUGGAACUUAUACGACGGCUAUGACUGGCCUCGAACACGCAGCGUUAUCAGCAAAGCUGUGGAUGACGUUGAGGCUCGCGCCGAGGAGCGACGGCAUAAGGGACGAGAAGAGGAUGACGACGAUGACUUCGUUGAGCAAGACUUCCUCUUCAACUCGGUUUGGAUUGGUGUGGAUGUGAAGGACGAGAAAGGAGCUCUAGCCCGACGUAUCAACCAUGAUAUUGACGAUCUUGCCAGCGAGACGGGCAGUUACGCGACGUCAACAGCGACACGCUCGACUGGAGCUACUCUACGGCCUCGAAGUACUACCAAAUCUAGGCGUCGUCUCAAGCUCGAGCGUAGUAAACACAAAAAGAUUGCAUUCUCCCUCAGCGGGGUCGGAGUUGAUCUUGUCGUCUUUCCGCCGGAUACAGGCGAGACGGUCAAUUCCGUUAAUGUCCGCGUACGAGAUCUAGAGGUUUUCGAUCACAUGCCUAGCUCUACCUGGAAGAAGUUUGUCACGUGCGCAAUCGAUCCAGCGAAGAGAGAGCUCAUUCGUCCGAUGAUAAAUCUUGAACUCAACACGGUCAAGCCGAUCACUGAUCUAGCGGCUUCGGAGCUCGUCAUUAAAGUGUCUAUCCUUCCACUCCGCUUGCAUAUCGAUCAGGAUGCUUUGGACUUCAUCACGCGUUUCUUUGAGUUCAAAGAUGACUCCGCACCCGCUAGCAGCCCGGCUGCUGACCAGCCUUUCAUUCAGCGGUUGGAAGUGAUGGCAGUCAAGCUGAAGUUGGACUACAAGCCAAAGCGCGUGGACUAUCGUGGCCUCCGGUCCGGCCACACAACGGAGUUCAUGAAUUUUCUCGUCCUCGACGGCUCGGACAUCACCUUACGCCACGCAAUUCUAUACGGAAUCACAUCGUUCGACAAACUUCACAAGACUCUCAAUGACGUGUGGUCACCGGAUGUCAAGAACAAUCAGUUACCAGGCGUACUAUCGGGGCUGGCAGGACUGCGACCUUUUGUGAAUGUCGGUUCCGGCCUCAAAGACCUCGUCGUUAUUCCAAUGCGCGAGUACAAGAAAGACGGUCGAAUUGUGCGCAGUCUGGGGAAGGGUGUACACGCAUUCGCUAUGCACACAACGUCAGAGGCAGCACGUCUGGGUGCGAAGGUGGCGAUCGGCGCGCAAACUGUGCUGGAAGGCACUGAGGAGUUCUUGAACCCACAGACUGCCUCAUCGAGCCGCCAUCAAUCCCUCGACUGGGAUGGCGAAGAUCCUAGUUCCGAUACAGAAGAGCCACGCGCCGUAUCGAACUACGCCAAUCAGCCGAUCGGUGUGGGCGCUGGUCUUCGCAGCGCGGUCCGGCACUUCGAACGCGACUGGAACACUGCUCGUGACGCAGUAAUCGCGAUUCCUGCAUCGGUCAUGGAAGAGGGUAGCGGCACGGGUGUCGCAAGGGCCUUUCGUCGACAUGGACCGACUGUCGUCUUGCGCCCUGCAGUUGGUUUUACGAAAGCGGUGAGCAAUGCGUUACUAGGCGCAGGCAAUGCGCUUGAUCCCGAAUCGAGGCGUAAGAUUGAAGAUGUAAGUGGUGCUACUAUACUAGUGAUGUGA
This is a messenger RNA of Alternaria infectoria, 4446 nucleotides long. RefSeq lists its product as uncharacterized. Gene Ontology annotation, cellular component: phagophore assembly site; extrinsic component of membrane. Gene Ontology annotation, molecular function: phosphatidylinositol-3-phosphate binding. The transcript is spliced from 2 exons. The coding region runs from base 1 to 4446 and encodes 1481 amino acids. Gene Ontology annotation, biological process: autophagy of mitochondrion; autophagosome assembly; piecemeal microautophagy of the nucleus. NCBI's taxonomy places the organism in Eukaryota, Fungi, Ascomycota, Dothideomycetes, Pleosporales, Pleosporaceae. The record is from RefSeq and is a predicted model, not a curated record.